Salvia splendens (bonfire salvia) is the source of this 5877-nucleotide messenger RNA. RefSeq lists its product as uncharacterized. The record is from RefSeq and is a predicted model, not a curated record. Gene Ontology annotation, molecular function: nucleic acid binding; zinc ion binding. The transcript has 5 exons. Lineage: Eukaryota; Viridiplantae; Streptophyta; Magnoliopsida; Lamiales; Lamiaceae. Gene Ontology annotation, biological process: DNA integration. The coding region runs from base 358 to 5877 and encodes 1839 amino acids.
AAAUUUUCAGCUCAACUAAGUUUGUUUGUUAGCUUCCUUAGGCAUUGAACCUUACUUUCACAUGCUUGAUUGGCCUUACUUGCUUGGUUAUAUUGCCUAUGUGUAUACCUUGAUUGAUUUGUCUUAGCGCUUGCAUUUUGGAAGUUGGAUAUUGAGAGUGAGUGAACCUAGCCCUCACUAUAUUCUAAGCCUUUUUCCGAGUGACAUUGGUGAGUGAAUUGGGGGUGGGAUUACCAAUUGGGAAGUGAGUUCUUACUAAAAUCUCCCCUUCUUGUGUGUGUGAGUGUGGAUUUUACUAACCCUUAGGACUAGAUCCUAGUUUUUUUUUUUUAUUUCUUAUUGUAGGUACCAUUGUGAAUGCCACCUCGUACUAGAUCCACCACGAUGGGGGAUCCGCAACCGGGUGCGAGCACGAGUCUUAGUGUGGCGGGGGAUGAGUUGAAAAACUUGAUGGAAAAAAUUAUGACGGAUUUGAGGGAUCUAAAAGAAGGCCAAACCACAAUGCAUGUCACUCAAGAUGCUAUGUUCGGGGAUUUGAAGGAACUCAAGGUGAACCAAGCAUCCAUCCAUGAAAACCAAACUUUUCUCCACGACGAGCUCAACGCUUUGAAGGCCGUGCGACUAUCAAGGUCAAACACCCCUAGGAGCAAUCACACACAUCAUGAUGCCUCCGAGGGGAGUAAUGGAGAGGAAGAGCCAUAUGGUUGGUACGAUCAUGGGGGGCGCGGGGGACAAGGAGGAGGACGGAAUGGGAAUAGGAAUGGUAGGUUCGGGAACAUGAUGGGCGGAAGAGGAAAUGGAAACAUGGGGCACCAUGGGUGGAAUGGUAGGCAUGGAAGAUAUAGAAACUAUGAGGAGGAGAUGGAGCCGCGGUAUGAUGAUCCCACCAAGUCUAUCAAGCACACAUUUCCCGAGUUCCACGGCAAGUUUGAUCCCGAGGCCUACUUGGAAUGGGAGUCACAAAUGAGCAAAAUUUUCUCACUCCAUAACUUUUUGGAAGGUGAUAAGGUGAAGGUGGCAAUAGCCGAGUUUCGUGGCAAUGCGGAUACAUGGUGGAAUGAUACGAUGAGGAGGAGAAGGAUGGUUAGGGGAGGGGAAGUGGGUUCGUGGGCGGAGUUGUGUGAGCUCAUGAGGACUACCUUUGUACCAAAGUCCUAUUUCCUCCGACUUCGAGGGGAGUUUCAAGAUUUGAAGCAAGGGACGAAGAGCGUAAUGGAGUACUACUAUGAACUCCUAUCAUUGAUGAGCAAGGUAGGGGUGGAGGAGCGAGAAGAGGCGACUCAAGAUCGAUUUAUCCAUGGCCUUAACAUCAACUUGAAGCACAAGGUGCAAGUGGAGGCAUUGAGGGGAAUUUCCUUGGACGAGGUGAUUGGGUUUGCCGACACUUUUGAGAGGCAAAGUAAGGAGUUGGUUUCUAGCCGGGCUAAAUGGGCGUCUAGCCAAACCGGAGGGACGGGGACUAGCAAGUGGAGUGCUCCCGGCAAGAAGGUGGAAAGCAUGGCCAAUCCAAACACCCAAGGGAGGCCGAUCGCGAAGGCUCUACCGGGUACUCAACCUAUUAAAGCUAUAGCCCCUAUGGAAGACAAGAAGGUUCAAUGUUUCAAGUGCAAGGGGUAUGGCCAUUAUGCACGCGAGUGCCCAAACCAACGGGUAAUGGUUAUCGGGCAAGAUGGUAGCGUGUAUAGUGAGGAAGAUGAAGAAGAUGGGGAGGGUGUGGGCACUAAAGAAGUGAGCCCGGACACCGACAUAGCUUUUUCUAGUGGCGAAGAAGAAGAUACACCCUUAAGGGCUAUGGUUGUACUCCGAAUGCUCAAUGUACAACCCAACCUUGAAGAGCAUAAGGAGCAAAGGUGCAACAUCUUUCAUAUGAAGUGUAAGGUGAAGUCCAAGACGUGCUUGGUCAUCAUAGAUGGAGGGAGUUGUACAAAUGUGGUGUGUGACCGGUUGGUGGCCAAGUUGGGAUUGAAGGUACUUAAACACCCAAACCCCUACAAAUUGCAAUGGUUAGGGGACUCCGGAGAGUUGAGGGUGAAGGCUCAAUGCAAAGUUCCAUUGAAGAUUGGAGAAGUUGAGGAAGACAUCCUAUGUGAUAUCAUUCCUAUGACGGCAUGUCAUGUUUUGCUAGGGAGGCCAUGGGAGUUUGAUAGAAGGGCCUACAAAAAUGGCUUCACGAAUGAGUAUUUCUACAUGCUCAACGGGUUGAAGGUUCGUUUGAAGCCAUUGCUACCUAGUGCCGUGUUUGAGGCUAGCCAACAUCUACAAAAGGAAAGAGAGAGAGAUAGGGAAAAAAGGCUAGUAGAAGAAUGUGAGCUAAAAAAGCCAAGUGAGAGUGGGGGUGGUGAGAGAAAAAUAAAAGCGCCCAAAGGAGAGCACCCACAAACAAGAGGGGGAAAGGAAUGUUUGAUAGCUAGUAAAACCGACCUUGGGUGGGCACUAAACAAUCACCCCUCCGUUCUCCUCGUGGUCCGUAAGGAUUUGUGCUUAGCUACUAACCUUGACCCGUAUCCUUUGAUUGUCCAAAGUGUGUUGCAGGAAUUUGAAGAUGUAUUCCCGGAAGAACUCCCGAGUGAACUCCCUCCCAUGAGGGGGAUCGAGCAUCAAAUUGACCUUUUGCCGGGAUCAUCACUCCCAAACCGGGCCGCAUACAAGGCGAACCCCAAGGAGACACAAGAGCUACAAAGGCAAGUCGAGGAACUCCUUGCCAAAGGUCUAAUUCGUGAAUCUCUAUCUCCUUGUGCCGUACCCGUCAUUCUUGUACCUAAGAAGGACGGAAGUUGGAGGAUGUGUGUAGAUUGUAGGGCAAUUAACAAAAUCACCAUCAAAUAUAGACACCCUAUACCUAGGUUAGACGACAUGUUAGAGGAUCUUUGUGGCUCUAUAUGUUUUUCUAAAAUUGAUUUGGCUAGUGGAUAUCACCAAAUUCGCAUGAAAGAGGGAGAUGAAUGGAAAACCGCUUUCAAAACCAAAUUUGGCUUAUAUGAAUGGCUUGUGAUGCCUUUUGGUUUGACUAAUGCCCCUUCUACAUUCAUGCGUUUGAUGAAUCAUGUACUUCGUCCUUUUAUUGGGAAAUUUGUGGUGGUAUAUUUUGAUGAUAUCUUGAUUUAUAGUCGUAGUGUUGAAGAGCAUGCUAGUCAUCUUAGGAAUGUGCUUGAAGUGUUGAGAAUGCAUACUUUAUAUGCCAAGUUGCCUAAAUGCACUUUUUGUGUUGAGGAAGUUGUGUUUCUUGGUUUUGUUGUGGGAAAGGAAGGAGUGCGGGUAGAUGAGGAAAAGGUGAAAGCCAUUAGGGAAUGGCCAACACCUAGGAAUGUGAGUGAGGUUAGGUCCUUUCAUGGCCUUGCUAGCUUCUAUAGGAGGUUUGUUAGGGAUUUUUCCACAAAAGCUUCACCCUUGAACCACCUUGUCAAAAAAAAUGUUGAGUUUAAGUGGGGGGAGGAGCAAGAGAGAGCGUUUAGUACUUUGAAAAAUGACCUCACGCAUGCUCCCUUACUAGCACUCCCCAAUUUUGAUAAAACUUUUGAACUUGAGUGUGAUGCAAGUGGUGUGGGGAUCGGGGGAGUUCUCAUGCAAGAGGGUAAGCCCAUAGCUUACUUCUCGGAAAAACUAAAUCAAGCCCAAUUGAACUACCCCACAUACGACAAGGAGUUGUAUGCUAUAGUCCGUUGCCUUGAGAAUUGGCAACACUACUUGAUGCACAAGGAGUUUGUGAUACACACGGAUCAUGAGUCUAUUAAGUUCUUAGGAGGUCAACAUAAACUUGAUAAAAGGCAUGCUAAAUGGAGUGUUUUCCUAGAGACUUUUCCCUAUGUCAUUAGGUACAAGAAGGGAAAGGACAAUGUGGUUGCCGAUGCUCUUUCUAGGAAGCCUUUUGAGACCUUGCAUGAUGGCACUUUACUUGUGAGUGAUACCGUGUGUUUGAGAAAGCGUGUGCUUACUAUGUGUGCCUCCAAAUAUGUUGGAUUUGAGUUUAUUAAAGACCUUUAUGAGCAUGAUCAUGACUUUUCUUCUAUUUACGGAGCUUGUGAAAAAGGUGCUUUUGAUAAAUACUAUAAGUUGGAUGGCUAUCUUUUUAGAGAGAAUAGGUUGUGCAUACCUUCAUGCUCUUUGAGAAACUUGUUGAUUAAGGAGGCUCACCUAGGGGGCCUAAUGGGUCAUUUUGGGUUGCUUAAAACUUUUGACAUACUAAGUGAGCAUUUCUUUUGGCCUUGCAUGAAGAAGCAUGUUGAAAAGUUUUGUAGUAGUUGCUUAGAGUGUAGGCAAGCCAAGUCUAAAUCUAACAAUUAUGGUCUUUACACCCCUUUGCCUACUCCUACACAUCCUUGGGUAGACUUGUCCAUGGACUUUGUUCUAGGUCUCCCAAUGUCUCCUCGGAAAAAUGAUAGCAUCUUUGUGGUGGUGGAUAGGUUUUCCAAAAUGGCUCACUUCAUUCCAUGUCGGAAGACAAGUGAUGCCAAAUUCAUUGCUAGUUUAUUUUUCAAGGAGGUUGUAAGAAUCCAUGGGGUCCCGAGAACUAUUGUAAGUGAUAGAGACGUCAAAUUUUUGAGUUUCUUUUGGAAAACGCUUUGGGGUAGGAUGGGCACCAAACUUCUUUUCUCUACCACCGCACAUCCCCAAACGGAUGGUCAAACGGAAGUCGUAAACCGCUCAUUGGGAACUCUUCUCCGUGCCUUGGUUUUUGAAAAUAAAACUUCUUGGGAAGAAUGUUUGCCUAUAGCCGAAUUUGCUUAUAAUAGGACCAUACAUUCCACCACCCAACAAUCUCCUUUUGAGGUUGUCUAUGGUUUCAAUCCACUCACCCCGUUGGACUUGUCCACGGCCGAUUUGCCUUUGUCUUAUAUGGUUGAUGUAGGUGGGAUGAAGAAGGCCAAGUUUGUACAAGACUUGCACACUCGAGUGCAAGAACGAAUCCGCAAGAUGGGGGAACAAGUAGCUCAAAGGGUGAACAAAGGGCGAAAGAAAAUGUUGUUCAACCCCGGAGAUUGGGUUUGGGUACACUUUCGGAAAAUGCGUUUUCCCGACAAAGCAAAAUCCAAGCUUGCCCCGCGAGGGGAUGGCCCAUUUAUGGUCCUAGAGCGUGUGAACGACAAUGCCUACAUCAUUGAUCUUCCCGGUGAGUAUAACGUGAGUUGUACUUUUAAUGUGGCUGACUUGAGCCCGUUUGAUUUUGUAGGGGACGACCCAGAUUUGAGGACAAAUCCUUCUCAAGAGGGAGAGGAUGAUAUAAACGGGAAGUCCAAGGCCCGGGCUGACCCGACCACGACUCCCCUUAAGCUGCCCGGAAGCUAUAUCUACCUUCCAAACCAUUUGAAGCCAUGUUUUUUAUAUAUGGGUGUUUUUGAGGAAGAUUGUAGGAUCCGUGUGUCAAUGCUCGAGAAGGUAUGGAUUUCUGAAGGAUUUUUAAAACCAAGGGGUGGGAAAUGUUUGGAAACAAUUGCGCACGAGUACUUAAUGGAAUUGGUUGAUCGAAAUCUCAUAUUAGUUGAUGAGUUGGGGUCUCUUGGAAAUGUUAAGUAUUGUAAGAUUCAUGAUUUAUUGAGAGAUUUGUGUUUGAAAGAAGAGGAAAAGGAAAGGUUUUAUCAGGAGAGUGACAAUGACGACGUAAGGGAUUAUGAGGACAGUGAAGAGGAGAGUGAUUAUGAAGAAGUUCGACUACCUCACAAUCUUAGAUUGGUGAGGACAUUCAAAGCGUUUGAUGAAGAAACUGGGAGUAGUUGUUUAUUCCUGGAUAAUGUGUUUGAAUCAGUUAACUCACGUGGUGUAGCUGCUAUUUGGAUUCAUGAAGAAGCACUAAAGUUGAAGAGCUUAGCAAAUGCCAACUUUGAACUUCAAGUGGCAGUGUUUUCCAUGACCAUCUUUCUCUUUGAUGCAGUUCGAACGUAG